CAGUGAGCGGCAGCGGCGCUGGCCUCGGCCCCGGGAGAGGCUGCACGUCCCGUCCCUCUGUGCUGAAUGGCUGCGAUGGCGCCCGCUCUCCCUGACGCAGCAGCCGAAGCUCAUCACAUCCGAUUCAAGCUGGCUCCGCCGUCCUCCACCUUGUCGCCUGGCAGUGCCGAGAGCAACGGCAACGCCAACAACAUCCUCCUGGCUGCCAACGGCACCAAAAGGAAAGCCAUUGCUCCGGAGGAUCCCAGUUUAGAUUUCAGAAACAACUCCACGAAGGAAGAGCUGGGCAAGCUGCAGCCGCUCGUGGCCUCUUACCUCUGCUCGGAUGUAACAUCUGUUUCUCCAAAAGAGCCUCUGAAGCUGCAAGGGGUCUUCAACAAGCAGACAGUCCUGAAAUCUCACUCUCUCUUAUCUCAGUCCUUCUUGAAAACGAGCGAUCUGUUGGGGAGGCAGCCAGUGUUGGAAUUCACUUUGGAGAAUCUAAAACCAAUGAGUACUAAUAGCCAGCCACCUGUCCCGCAAGCGCCCGUCAAUGGCUUGGCCAAGAAAUUGGCCAAAAGUACCAAUCCAGACCAUGAAAACUCUAGUUCUCUGAAUGGUGGGAAGUGUGCUCCCCCUUCUGCUGCCCUCCAGGGGAUCGACUAUAAUGCGGGAGGGUCUCAACUGGGGGACUUGAAGACCGCGGUGACCAAUUGCACUCUUCCACGCAGAAGCCUUGCCGCGGAGCACCCGACUCCGUUUAGCAAUAACAGCACCGCAAACAAACCUUGCCCAAAUUCCAUGGAGCAGCAGCGGGUGCUCGAGGGUGGCAGCGGAGAGGCGAGGUUGUCCAGUGCCGAGAGUCACUCCGACUUCGGGAGCAGUAAGUUGGAGGAGCAGAAGCCUUCCCUGUUGGCCGGGCACCACAGCGCUCUCGACUCGGAGAUGAGGACGAGGGCGCUGCUGCGGCGGCAAGCGGACAUCGAGAGCCGCGCGCGCAGGCUGCAGAAACGCUUGCAGGUGGUGCAGGCCAAGCAGGUGGAGAGACACAUCCAGCAGCAGUUGGGUGGCUUCUUGGAGAAAACUCUGAGCAAGCUUCCGACCUUGGACCCGCUGAGGCAUCGGAGCCAGCUGAUGUUGACCAGGAAGGCGGAGGCAGCCUUGAGGAAAGCAGCAAGCGAGACAGUUACUUCCGAAGGGCUGAGCAGCUUUCUGAAGAGUGACUCCAUAUCAGAAGAACUGGAGAGAUUCACAGCCAGUGGAAUGGCCAACUUGAGAUGCAGCGAGCAGGCGUUCGACUCGGAUGUCACCGAGAGCAGCUCGGGAGGAGAGUCUGACGUUGAGGAAGAGGAACUGACCAAAGCAGACCCAGAGCAACCCCACGUACCGCUGUGA
This is a messenger RNA of Tinamus guttatus (white-throated tinamou), 1374 nucleotides long. The record is from RefSeq and is a predicted model, not a curated record. Lineage: Eukaryota; Metazoa; Chordata; Aves; Tinamiformes; Tinamidae.